UGCGGAUUGCGGAAUAGAACAGACAUGCCAAAUUAGCGGAAUCCAGGCACUUCUGUUAACCAUAUUUUAUAAAAUUAUGUCUGAAGUCCGGUCCGAUCACUGCCUCUCUCCUUCUCUGACACUACCACCCAUUAGACUGACUGUACACUAAAGCCAAGCCAAGCCAAGUUUAAGCUCUAUCACUCUCUCUCUCCCUCUCGAGCUACGAGAGAAAGCUAAGCUUUUUGGAAUGGGAGAAAGAUAAUAGAGACGUUACUCUCUAGAUUCCUAGACCAAGAACGUUCGCAGAUAAAAGAGUAAAGUAGAAAGGAAAGAGUUUUGUGCACUGUAGUUAGUUUGCCGAGCAAUGGCGAGAGGAUUUAAGCCUAUCUUUGCUGUGUCUCUGUUGCUCACACUUCUGGUCUAUUGCAGAGGAAGCACCAUAGGAGUUUGCUAUGGAAGAAAUGCUGAUGAUCUCCCAACUCCUGAUAAAGUCGCACAGCUUGUUCGACAGCAUAAUAUUAAAUAUUUGAGGAUUUACGAUUCAAAUAUCCAGGUCCUCAAGGCCUUUGCAAACACCGGAGUUGAACUUAUGGUUGGAGUUCCAAAUUCAGACUUACUAGCGUUGUCCCAGUUUCAAUCCAAUGCUGACUCAUGGUUAAGGAACAGUAUUCUUCCAUAUUACCCUGCCACAAAGAUCACAUACAUUACUGUUGGUGCUGAAGUCACAGAAAGCACCAAUAAUGCCUCUGCCCAAGUUGUACCAGCCAUGCAUAAUGUCCUCACAGCCCUAAGAAAGGUUGGUUUGCAUAAAAAGAUCAAAGUUUCAAGCACUCAUUCCCUUGGGAUUUUGUCUCGUUCAUUCCCACCAUCUGCGGGGGCUUUCAAUAGCAGUCAUGCAUAUUUUCUGAAGCCCAUGCUGGAAUUCCUUGCUGAAAACCAAUCUCCUUUCAUGAUUGAUAUUUAUCCUUACUAUGCUUACAGAGAUUCUCCAAACAAUAUAUCUUUGGAUUAUGCUGUAUUUGAGUCAUCUUCUGAAGUAAUAGACCCAAACACUGGUCUACUUUACACAAACAUGUUUGAUGCUCAGAUUGAUGCCCUUUAUUUUGCCCUGAUGGCCUUGAAUUUCAGAACAAUUAAGGUUAUGGUCACAGAGACAGGCUGGCCGUCCAAAGGGUCAACGAAGGAGAAAGCUGCUACUCCUGAGAAUGCCCAGACAUAUAAUACCAAUUUGAUUCGUCAUGUCAUUAACAACGCGGGUACACCUGCAAAGCCUGGAGAAGAGCUGGAUGUUUAUAUCUUUUCAUUGUUCAAUGAGAACAGGAAACCAGGUUUGGAAUCUGAGAGGAACUGGGGUUUAUUUUAUCCAGACCAGACAAGUAUCUACAAUUUGGAUUUUACGGGACGAGGCGUUAUUGACAUACCCAAAAACACCAACCUUACCAGUUUAAACUCAACAACAUGGUGCAUUGCUUCGAGUAAUGCUUCUCAACUUGACUUGCAAAGUGCCCUAGAUUGGGCAUGUGGCCCUGGGAACGUAGACUGUUCUGCCAUUCAGCCUAGCCAGCCUUGUUUUGAGCCAGAUACUCUGCUUUCGCAUGCAUCUUAUGCAUUCAAUAGUUACUACCAGCAAAAUGGGGCUUCUGAUGUUGCUUGCAGUUUUGGUGGGGCAGGAGUUAAGGUUGACAAGGAUCCAAGCUAUGAUAAUUGCUUGUAUAUGACCACUGGGAGCAACAAAACAGCCGCAACUAACACGACAGCAAUGGCUUCUACGUCUUCCUCCUCGUCGCCGAACGAAGUUUUUGCUUGGGCUUCCAGUUUCCUUCUUAUUACAUUCCUUGCACUUCUGAACAUUGGCAACGCUUAAGGAAGCCUGAUCGUGGAACCAUGGUAAAGUGUGCUGAAGUGAAACAGAACAAUGCUAUUCUUUAUGCGGGGAAGACGUAUCAGUACGGGAUUUUUGUUUCCCGUAGAUCGCAUGGAUAAAAAUGCACGAUUGGCAAUCUGGCAUAAAGAUAUCUGACUGCUAUUAGUUUUGUAUGAUAUCUGCCUGCUAUUAGUUUUGUAUGAUAUGUAGUGGGUAUUAUGAGAUUAGAUAUAUUUAUUCAGUUCUCAGCCUUUUAUGUGCGUGUAACUUUGUGUUUUAUUAGUCAAUUUAGCAUAAAAGGUGAUGUUUCUUUUUCUUUGUGCCA
Molecule: messenger RNA, 2171 nt
Organism: Jatropha curcas
Lineage: Eukaryota; Viridiplantae; Streptophyta; Magnoliopsida; Malpighiales; Euphorbiaceae
Product: O-Glycosyl hydrolases family 17 protein
Biological process (GO): carbohydrate metabolic process
Molecular function (GO): hydrolase activity, hydrolyzing O-glycosyl compounds
Source: RefSeq, a predicted model, not a curated record